UUCUGUCAAGUCGGAAAGUGUUGAAAAUUUCAUUUUAAUAAAUCUGAAAUAUUACCCGCAUUCAAGUUAAAUAAAUUUUCUGUAAAAAACCAAAUGAUUGGCUCAAAAGAAAAUAAAAGCAGGGAUCAAUCGCCACCCUGUAUAGUACCCCAUAAUUCCAUCGUCAAUUUUGGACGCCAAAGAGGAGGUGGCCUUCAAGUUAUGGAAAAUUCUGCAGACCAAUUGAAGUCAAUUUCCAGUAGCUGUCCCCAUUGUCAAAAUAUGGCCAAGAAUUUCCUAUAUCUGGAAAGUCUAAUACGGACAAAUUGCAAUAGUAAACGCAAACAUUGUAGCAUCUGCAACUCAUCUUUGGCAUACCUUGAAUAUGUGAACAAGGAUAUUUUAGAAGCUUUUGGAAAUUUUGAUUCAAUAUCUCAAGCUUCCAAGGCCUUUGAGAAUUCAAAGAAGCUAAGUGUCAAAGGGAAACGUGAAAACGCAAUUAAGCCUAAAAUUAUUCAUCCUCAGCCUACAAGCAUAGAGGGUACCGAAAAGGGAAAGUUAGGUGGCAUCAAGACGAAGAAGAAGCCAUCGAACAACAUGAAGACAUUUCAUACUCGUCUUAGUGCAAGUGGCCUAACAUUAAAAGAACUUGCGGGGAAAAGAUCAAUGAGAAAGCUCAAACACAGAAAAGCCUUGUCAAAGAGUUUCGUUAAAAGUGAAGAAUCUCAACCCCCAAAGAAAGCUAGUUUGGGCAAAAGGAAAAGAGCUCAUAAGCAACGGAAACCCAUAAUUUAUGAUAUUGUAUCAACAUAAAAAAUUCUUGUUAUUUUUUGGAUUUUUUUUGGAGCAAAAUAAAAUUCUAAAGAUA
Messenger RNA from Stomoxys calcitrans (stable fly), 847 nucleotides. RefSeq lists its product as uncharacterized. The transcript has a single exon. The coding region runs from base 94 to 792 and encodes 232 amino acids. NCBI's taxonomy places the organism in Eukaryota, Metazoa, Arthropoda, Insecta, Diptera, Muscidae. The record is from RefSeq and is a predicted model, not a curated record.